Molecule: messenger RNA, 2046 nt
Organism: Sphaerodactylus townsendi
Lineage: Eukaryota; Metazoa; Chordata; Lepidosauria; Squamata; Sphaerodactylidae
Product: vomeronasal type-2 receptor 26-like
Exons: 4
Coding region: 1-2046 (681 amino acids)
Biological process (GO): G protein-coupled receptor signaling pathway
Cellular component (GO): membrane
Molecular function (GO): G protein-coupled receptor activity
Source: RefSeq, a predicted model, not a curated record
AUGGUUCCAAACGAAGACCAUCAGCACACGGGGAUUGUCCACUUGCUCCUCCAUUUCAAAUGGACAUGGGUUGGGCUUCUUCUGGCAGAAGACGAAAGCGGUGAACAUUUUGCGGAAGUUCUGGAGCCGGAGCUGUCCCGGAAUGAAAUCUGUUUGGCCUUCACCGAACGAAUCCAGAAACAAUUCUUUUGGGAUAGUGUGGAGGACAUUAACAAAUACGCCUCAAAUAUUUAUCGAUAUUUUCCCUAUAGCAAUGCCAGCGCACUCAUCUUCUAUGGAGAAUCCAUGGCACUCAUCCCUUUCAGCACGUUCAUGUUUAUGGCAGACCCCCACGUUCAGGAAAGUGCUUCGUUUAAAAAAGUGUGGAUCACAACAGCCCAGAUUGAUUUUGUACUGGGAGGUCAUCAAAGGAACGGGCAUUUGCAAUAUUUUCAAGGGGCCAUUUCCUUCACAGUCCACACGAAGGAGGUUCUAGGGUUCCAGACGUUUCUUCAACACGUAACAUUUGACCAGGCCUCAGUUCUCCAGCUCUUCUGGGAACAAGCAUUUAACUGUGAGUUUCGAGACCCAUCGGAGAUGUGGGUUGAAGGAGCAUGCACUGGGAACGAGAAGCUCGAGAGCCUUCCAGGUCUAUUGUUUGAUAUGCACAUGGCCGGCCACAGCUAUAGCAUUUAUAAUGCAGUCUAUGCCGCAGCACAUGCGCUGCAUGAUUUUCACUCAUCAAGAUUCAGUCACAGAGCAGAGGCGGGUGGUCGGAGAUUUGAAUUUCAACAUGUCCAGCCUUGGCAGAUGCACCAAUUUCUUCACGGCCUUUCUUUUAACAACUCCGCUGGAGAAAGUAUGUUUUUUAAUAAUAAUGGAGAAUUGGAUGCUGGGUUCGAAAUAACGAACUUGGUCAUCUUCCCAAACAAGUCGUUUCAGCGUGUGAAAGUCGGAAGGGUGGAUCCCAGGGCUGGGAAAGGAAAAGAGUUCACCAUCAAUGAAGAUCUGAUUACAUGGCAAGCGAGUUUCAACCAGGCACUUCCACUGUCGGUGUGUAAUGAUUUCUGUCCUCCUGGGUUUCAGAAGAAAAAGAAGGAGGGGGAGAAAUUUUGUUGCUACGAUUGUUCUCCGUGCCCGGAAGGGAAGAUUUCAAACCAGAGGGACAUGAAAGACUGCAUUAAAUGCCCAGAAGAUCAAUAUCCAAAUGAGGACCAGGAUGAAUGUCACCCCAAAGUUAUAACCUUCCUAUCGUUUCAAGAACCUUUGGGAAUCGGUUUGGCUUCAGUGGCUGUUUCUUUUUCCCUGAUCACAAUUUUGGUACUAGGAACUUUCAUUAAACACAGAAAUACGCCCAUUGUCAGAGCCAACAACAGGGAGAUCACCUAUGUUCUCCUCAUCUCCCUCCUGCUAUGCUUUCUGUGCACUUUUCUCUUUCUUGGACAUCCUAGAAAAGUGACCUGCUUCCUCCGCCAGUCUGCUUUUGCUGUCAUCUUUACAGUGGCUGUUUCUUGUGUCUUGGCCAAAACCAUCACUGUGGUUGUAGCUUUCAUGGCCACCAAACCUGGGUCUAAUAUGAAGAAAUGGGUGGGGAAAAGAUUGACCACCUCCACUGUCCUUUUCUGUUCUCUUCUUCAAGCAGGCAUUUGCAUGGUGUGGCUCGGAACGUCACCCCCCUUUCCAGAUUUUGAUAUGCAGUCACUGACUAGAGAGACAGUGGCAGAAUGUAAUGAAGGCUCUGUCACCAUGUUUUACAGUACCUUAGGUUACAUGGGAUUUCUGUCCUUCAUCAGCCUGACUGUGGCUUUUCUAGGUAGGAAGCUGCCCGACAGUUUUAAUGAAGCCAAGUUCAUCACGUUCAGUAUGGUCAUGUUUUGCAGUGUUUGGUUAUCUUUUGUUCCAACCUAUCUGAGCACCAAGGGGAAAUACAUGGUCGCCGUGGAGAUCUUCUCCAUCUUGUCCUCUAGUGCUGGUUUGCUGGUUUGUAUCUUUUCUCCUAAAUACUAUAUUAUUGUACUCAGGCCUGAGCUGAACACAAAAGAGAAGAUUAUCAGGAGAAAGGACUGA